AUGUAUGAACUGGUGGUUCUGCCUGGCCUUGAAGCUCGCUUAGUCAAAAGUUUUGGUUUCAUAUUUAAGAACUUGACCAGCAAAGUGCGACUGAUAUCGAGAGAUGACUUGACCCUUGAGUGGCGGCCUUUGUACGAUUUGUACACUUACAUUGCGUUCGGAAAUCUGGAAGAAGAUGGACUUUUUCUCUUUCCCAGCAACAUGCUGAACUCGUUGGAGUCGGUUAUUCGACUUGCGAGGCUGUACUUUACGGAUGAAUCGACACGAGAGAUUCUGGAAGAACUUCGACCACUAAUGUGCCCAUGGGACAAAUCAUUUGGCCGGGCAUUGCAGUGUCUGUGCCUUUUUUUGCCAUGCUCGGUGCCCCCAGAACUUGGCUUCAAGCUGUGGUUCGACGAGAUCAUGUACUGGUGGUUGCAUUUGCAGAACACUGUUUCGUGGGACACGAACGUCGUCAAGCUGUUUGCGCGACUCAGUUUGUACAAUAUCGGUCACAUCAACUGGGAACCCUACCUGGACGAUAUUUUUACCCGUUGCCUCAGGGAUUUUAGCCUGAAUAUCAACGGAAUACGCAACAACUGUCCUAUCGCCGUUGGCAAACUCUCGGAAACGCACGAGGCAGAGGUGAUGGCCGUUUGGAUCUCGAACUUAUUGGGUGGCCAAAGUAAAACGCAGAUUCUUCUCGAAAAACUCAUGGCUGUACUGCAGUGUUACUGCCAUCCGUCUAAUACUGGAAGGUAGGA
Soboliphyme baturini is the source of this 743-nucleotide messenger RNA. Lineage: Eukaryota; Metazoa; Nematoda; Enoplea; Dioctophymatida; Soboliphymatidae. The record is from the annotation of a GenBank genome assembly.